Molecule: messenger RNA, 1919 nt
Organism: Bemisia tabaci
Lineage: Eukaryota; Metazoa; Arthropoda; Insecta; Hemiptera; Aleyrodidae
Source: RefSeq, a predicted model, not a curated record
GCAUUGUUAGCUCCUAACAAUGAGUCGGCACUCGAUUUAUAAAAGCUUUUCCUAUGCGUCGCGGACCCGCAGUUUCAACUUGUUCCCCAUUGGAAAGCAUCGCUGGACCACCGAUGUCUCUGCGGACAGUGCCUUCUCUUUUCCUGUGUUUUUAACAUGAGUGUAGUUAAUAACUGGGUAAAAUGGGGUAUCUUAGCGAGCAUCGUCUGCGGCGUCUCACGUGCGGCUUUCCUCGAUUUAUUCGGUCUCCAAAACAUCAUGACCUACCCGCAAAGGAAUCCUGCUUAUGAUCGUCAGGUUCCACCUUACGAUCGUCCGGUUCCUGGUUAUGAUCGCCAGGCGAUGGACAGGGGCAGUAACAUUUAUCUGAACACACCUUACAACGUGAGUCUCAUCGCUCCACCGCCACCGCCCCCACCACCGGACUACAAUCGAGACAGCAGAUUCCUACCUUUAUUCUCUGUGGUGAAUUUUGACAUCCAAGAAUGUGCCGCUUCGACGGGGGAGAACGGGACCUGCAUGACCCUCGAAGAAUGCAGGGGACGAGGAGGAAUUGCCAGCGGCCCCUGCGUCCGGACCUACGGCGUCUGUUGUAUAUUUGUUGCAACGUGCGGUCAAACUACGGCAGAUAAUUGCACAUACUUCGUCAAUACUGGGUACCCAUCAGCGUACGAUGGAACAGGCUCUUGUCAACUCACCGUCCAUAAAGCUCGACCAGAUAUAUGUCAAUUUCGGUUAGAUUUUGAGCAGUUUACAAUUCAAGGUCCAGAGCAAACUCAUCACGUCUGCAACAGCGAUCAAUUUUUAAUAUCAAGCGGAGGUCCUAUUAACGCCAUUUGUGGCGUUAACACCGGAAAUCACAUGUACAUUGAUGCCGGCUCUGGCGCAAGUAAUCCUGUUACAUUGACCUUUGUUACCAGUGGUCCUAAAUUUCCCAGGACGUGGAAAGUUAAGAUUUGUCAAAUCCCAUGCAACUCAGUCUACAGAGCUGAGGAAGGGUGUUUGCAAUAUUACACAGGUGUUUCGGGCACCAUUAAAUCAUAUAAUUAUGAGCCUGCGACGGGGCUACAACUUUCAAAUCAAGACUACACCAUGUGUAUCCGCGCAGAAAGAAAUUUCUGUGGAAUACAAUAUUCAGCUUGCGCAGACCCAGUGAACAACAGAUCGCAUGCUUUCACGUUAACCGGGAACACAUUGGGUCAAAAUCCAGUAGCCUCGCAACUGGGGAGCACUGGGCCGAACUCGUGCAACAUGGAUUGGCUCGUAAUACCGUGCACGUCGAACACGGGUCGGAUCAGCACCUCGCAAACCACUUGCGUCGACCGACUUUGCGGGGGCACAUUGAGCGCUGAGAUCUCAACUAUAGCUUCAACUAUUUACAGUAAUGUGCGGCCAUUUAGAAUCUCCUAUCACACCAACAAUGUUGAAUCGCCAACAGACAUGGGGAACAGAGGGUUCUGCCUGAAUUACAUACAGCAACCAUGCACUUCAAUCUACAGCUGAGAAGAUGAGACCAUCAUCAGUCAGACUACAUUUUGCAAUUAGGAACCGACAAUAAGUACUAUUUCUGGCUCAUUUUAUAAACAUCGCAUGCGCCAUUGGUUUUUUUGUGCAGAUUGGUGAUUUGGGAGUGAGCCAAAAAUAGCAGUUCCUACUUGCAAAGUGGAGUUCAGUUUUUGGGUUCACAAGAAACGGAAUUGACUUGCCUGAUCCUAAUUAGGUAGAUGUUUACAUUGGCAUUUCGUAUGAUAUGACGCAGCUAGGAGUUGAACCAUUUUUGUGAGAAGCGAUGGGUAGUUAACUGAUAUGUUGUCAGACAUACCAUGUUCAAAGAAACCAGAAAUUUGUAUAGUUGUUUGAGGUUUUUAUCUUUUGUCAAUAUCUUCAUGAGUAAAUUUAUUCUUUGAGGUUUUCUAAAA